CGGCUCCGGCUCCGGCUCCGGCUCCGGCUCUGGCAGCUUUCUCGCCAGAGUCCCAGAACUCGCGCUUUCUUGGCAUCCGCUGCAUUGGAUCACUGGCGUGCCCCACCAUGUCAGACGCAGCCAUGGACACCAGCUCCGAGAUCACCACCAAGGACUUGAAGGAGAAGAAGGAGGUGGUGGAGGAAGCGGAGAAUGGACGAGACGCCGCCGCUAACGGGAAUGCUAAGGAGGGAAAUGGGGAACAGGAGGCUGACAACGAGGUAGACGAAGAAGAGGAAGAAGGCGGGGAGGAGGAGGAGGAAGAGGAGGAAGGUGACGGUGAGGAGGAGGAUGGUGAUGAAGAUGAGGAGGCUGAGGCAGCUACGGGCAAGCGGGCAGCUGAAGAUGAUGAGGAUGACGAUGUUGACACCAAGAAGCAGAAGACCGAUGAGGAUGACUAGGCAGCAAAAAAGGAAAA
Elephantulus edwardii (Cape elephant shrew) is the source of this 457-nucleotide messenger RNA. Its product is annotated as prothymosin alpha-like. Gene Ontology annotation, cellular component: nucleus. Gene Ontology annotation, molecular function: histone binding. The coding region runs from base 108 to 440 and encodes 110 amino acids. The record is from RefSeq and is a predicted model, not a curated record. Lineage: Eukaryota; Metazoa; Chordata; Mammalia; Macroscelidea; Macroscelididae. Gene Ontology annotation, biological process: negative regulation of apoptotic process; positive regulation of transcription by RNA polymerase II. The transcript has a single exon.